Coccidioides immitis RS is the source of this 1791-nucleotide messenger RNA. RefSeq names its product NADH-ubiquinone oxidoreductase subunit. Bases 34 to 441 code for a protein of 135 amino acids. Gene Ontology annotation, biological process: mitochondrial respiratory chain complex I assembly; response to oxidative stress. Gene Ontology annotation, cellular component: membrane. The record is from RefSeq and is a predicted model, not a curated record. The transcript has 7 exons. Lineage: Eukaryota; Fungi; Ascomycota; Eurotiomycetes; Onygenales; Onygenaceae.
CGCAGUCAAUUCAGGGCACCUUUCGCCGCAAAGAUGUCGACAAUCACUCGUACACUCCGGAACCUCUGGAGAAUAGGAUUUAAGGAAUAUGGCCACCAAAUGCAGUACAUGGGCGAUACGAAAGCCGGGACCCUAGUCGCCAUCGACCGAUACGGAAACAAGUACUAUGAAAACAAUGCCGAGUUACCACUCCGAACACGAUGGGUGGACUACAAGCAAAAGGAACUUGAUGCCUCUCAUGUCGAGCCCGGAUGGCACGGAUGGCUGGCUUACAUGGUCAACAAACCGCCAACCGAAGACAAAAUCAUGCAGACAGGCGUGCGGACAUGGGAAACCCCCGAACACAGACCGAACCUGACACUAUCCCGCGCCGCAUUCAAAACAUAUUCGACGACCAAACCAAAGUACUCUGCUUGGGACCCGGUUGCGAAACCGAGAUAGAUUUUAAAAUUGUGAUAUAGCUCACUUGUAACACAGCAAAGCAGCAAUCCAUCAGGAAAUACUCCAUUAAAUUACUGUAUAUAACCGCGCCAUGGGCCCUCUUAAGGUAGCUGAUCAAUCUCUGUACAAGUGAUUCCAUUGCGAACUAGGUAAAUCUCGCUAAUUAGGCCGUAAGGGAGCCUCUCAAACGCAUAAUAAAGACAUACCGCAGUCAUGGGUAUCGGAUGAAAACAGAGGUGCACUGAUAGAUAAUCUAGAUGGUAAUUAAUACUGAAAACUUAAAAAUCAUUUUCGAGAAGAAUGCAAAACACUGUUACAGAACGUAUCCACCGGAUCCAACGUUCCACCAAUGUCGAACUGGUCGCCGGUCUUCAAGAUCGAUACACCACCAAAGGACGUCCUUGGCCUUUUGGAUCUGGCCCGAAUGUUCGUAAGCUCUCGCCAGGGCAAACCAUGCCUCGGAAUCAUCCCAGGCAGUUCCCAGCUUUGUCAACGCAGACAACAGACCAUAGGCUCGAUCUCGCGCAGCAAGGCGGUCGAGAUACUCCGGGGAAUCCUUAUCGUCUAAUGGUGGUGGAGCGGGCUUAGAUGUUCCCUUCGCCAUACCGUUUCCAUGCAAUGAAACGUCCAGGGUUGAGAGUGAGAGACUGGAAACAUCAGGUAGACUCGACACCUCUGGCUUUUCAGUGGGCAGCUUUUGCUCCCAUAUGUCAAGUAGGAGAUUUGCCAGUCCCACUGUCGCUCGGAUAUGAUCUGGAAAGUAUAUUAAUGCCUCCUCAAAUUGCUCCAUAGCUUCAAAGGGUUGAGACUGGGCUUGAGAGAUGUAUCCACGUUCAGCAUAGACAUCCGCCCAGAGCUCAUCAGACGACUUGGCUCCUCCCCAACCUGGAUCGGCAAACGCUUUUGCGGAUGACUCUUGUUUAGCAACAAGCUCCUCAACACGUUGCGCCUGCUGCUUAGCCUCAUUCCAGGACCCAAGAGCAUCCUCAAAUAAACCAGCGCGCCUAUAAAGACCUGCCACAAAAAGCCAUAUUUUAGUAAGGAGACCGAGCGCCUGCCUUUGAAUGUGAUCCUUGGAAAACCUCGUUGAAGUUUUCGCUUGAAUACCAUGACGACCAGCGGUCGGUAGCCGGAUAUCCUGAAGAGGUGGCUGUUGCCGGUGGCCAAUUGGAGGAGGCUCCUUGGUGUAUUUCGUGUUGUGAGCAACGGGCGGCAAGCUCUGCCUCGCGGACACCGAACCAUUGUGCUUGGCGGUUGGCGAUUGCAUAUAGGGAGGCGAAGUUGACACGUCCUGAACCUUGGCUUCCGUUGGAUCUGGCUGUGGUUUAUGUGGAUGGAGUUGUGAUUUUG